AGGUCUCAAAAUGAUGGUCACGUUUUUAUUUCUUCUCGUGGGUCUGGCCUACGCGGAUCCCGGGGAGAUUACGCCAGACUUUGAAAUGAUCGGAUACAAUACAAAUAUUGAUGACCCAAAAUACAGGCUCUUGGACAAUGUGCAACCUACUUAUUUCCAUGUUGACCUUGACGUAUAUCUGUCUGAAUCUAGAUUCAAUGGAAUUGUUCAAGUUGAUGUUCAGAUUCGUCAAAACCUCACACAAAUUGUAAUGCACCAAAAUGUAGUUGCCAUUACCGGUGUGAAUGUCGUAGACGCUAACAAUCAACCAGUAAAUCUCCAAUUCCCGAAUAGCUUCGAAACUGACAGUUAUUACGAGAUUUUGAAAAUUAAUUUUGCGUCCACUAUCAUACCCGGUCAAUAUACGAUCACUAUCAGCUAUCUUGGUCGCAUAAAUGAAAAUCCUCAUGAUCGUGGUUUUUACAAAGGAUAUUAUUACGAUGGCAAUGAAAAACGCGAAUAUGCCACGACACAGUUCCAACCUUAUCACGCAAGAAAGGCUUUCCCAUGUUUCGACGAACCACAAUUUAAAUGUCCCUUUGUUAUUUCAAUAACUCGUGAUGCCAAUCUUUCACCAUCUUACUCUAAUAUGGCCAUCAACGCUACCCAACAGGUAUCAACAGGCCGUGUUCGGGAAACAUUCUUGCCAACUCCCGCUGUGUCCUCCUACCUCAUUGCUUUCCACGUUAGUGAUUUCGUUGCUACUAACGAAUCUUCCAGACCUAACAGACCUUUCCAAAUUGUUUCUCGUCGAGGUCCUCUCGAUCAACAUUCUUAUGCUGCCGAAAUUGGUAUGAAAAUUACUGAAGUGAUGGACGAAUAUUUCGAUAUUGACUACUAUGAUAUGGGACAAGGCCAACCCAUGAAAAACGACCACAUCGCGUUGCCUGAUUUCCCAUCUGGUGCUAUGGAAAAUUGGGGAAUGGUCAACUACAGAGAGGCGUAUUUACUCUAUCAUCAAAAUCAUACUAAUGUUUUGGAUAAAAUUUUCAUCGCAACCAUCAUUGCUCACGAACUUGCUCACAAAUGGUUUGGUAACUUGGUGACAUGUUUUUGGUGGAGUAACCUUUGGCUGAACGAGUCAUUUGCCAGCUACUUUGAAUAUUUUGGUGCACACUAUGCUGAUACGUCUUUGGAAUUAGAUGAUCGUUUUAUUCUUAAUCGAGUACAAAGUGCUUUAAGUGCUGAUGCUAGUGCAGGUGCUACCCCUAUGAACUGGACCGAAGUAGCGAGUAAUCCAUCCGUCACAGCGCAUUUCAGUACAACAAGUUAUGCUAAGGGUGCUUCAGUCUUAAGAACAUUGGAACAUUUCGUUGGUUAUGAAACAUUCCAGAAAGCCCUGAGAUAUUAUUUAAAAGAUAAUGCUUACGGUAUUGGAUAUCCCAUAGACAUGUACAACGCAUUCAGAAGAGCAUGUUCCGAGGAUCCUACCUUCCAAACAACUUACCCUAAUAUCGACAUUGGUGUGGUGUUUGACAACUGGGUACAGAACCCAGGUUCUCCAGUAUUAAAUGUGGAUGUGAACAUGUCCACAGGUCAGAUUACUAUUACUCAGGAACGCUUCCAACUUUCUGGUACAGUACCAGAUACAAUCUGGCAUAUACCGAUCACAUGGACACACGGUGGAAGUCCAAAUUUCAACGAUCUUAAACCUAAGUUCGUAUUUACCAACAAGACUAUGACUAUUCCAAAUGAAGCUGGACACCGUUGGGUUGUGUUUAAUCUUCAACAUUCUGGACUCUAUCGAGUUAAUUAUGACGACCACAGUUGGGAAAUGCUUGCAUCUCAAUUACGUCGUAACAGAACUGUUAUCCAUAAAUUAAACAGAGCUCAGAUGACAAAUGAUGUCAUGUUUUUCCUCAGAGCAGGUAAAAUUAGCGUAAGGCGUGCGUUUGAUGUGCUCUCUUUCCUUAAAGAUGAAAGUGACUAUUAUGUGUGGAAUGGAGUUUUGUCACAACUAGACUGGGUUCGACGAAGGCUAGAACAUUUGCCUAGAGCUCAUGAGGAAUUCAAUACUUACCUUUUGGAGUUAUUAGAAGGGGCCAUUCAGGAAUUGGGAUACGAAGAAAGAGCAAAUGAGGCAAUUUCCACCACACAAAGUAGGAUGCAGAUCAUGAACUACGCUUGUCAACUUGGUCACGAGGGCUGUAUCAGCGAUAGUCUUGAAAAAUGGAGACAAUUCAGAAAUAGUAACAAUUACUUAGUACCAAAGAAUGCACGUCGUUACGUUUAUUGCACUGGUCUUCGUUAUGGUAAUGCUUCCGACUAUCAGUUCUUAUUCCAGAAAUAUAAUACUUCAGAAAACACCGCUGAUAUGGUUGUCAUGUUGCGCACUCUCGCUUGCACCAGAGAUAAUGCUUCGUUGUCACAUUACCUAGUUGAGUCGAUGCAAAAUGACAAAAUCAGGGUCCAUGACAAGACGAAUGCCUUCAGUUUCGCGCUUCUAGGCAAUCAGCAGAAUGUGCCAAUCGUUCUCGAUUUCUUAUACAGAAACUACGCAGAAAUGAGACAGUCAUAUGGCGGUCAAGCAAGACUUGAUGUUUGCGUAAGCGCUCUGGCGACUCACUUGACGAAUUUCGAACAUAUUGUAGCUUUCCAAGCAUGGCUGUACCGAGAACAAGUGGCUUUGGGUACAUCCUUCAAUUCUGGUGUCAACGUUAUUAAUUCUGCUUUGAACAACAUCAGAUGGGGAAACAAUGUCGCACCAGACCUAUUCACAACUAUUAGAAAUAGGAAUGCUUCAGCGACAAUUUCCGUAUCUAUAGUUUUACUAGCAGUGGCAUUAGUUGCUCACGUGUUCCAAUAAACUGUAAUAUUAUAAGUAUU
This is a messenger RNA of Vanessa tameamea, 2865 nucleotides long. It is a transcript of the gene Apn4, whose product is annotated as membrane alanyl aminopeptidase-like. Gene Ontology annotation, biological process: proteolysis; peptide catabolic process. Gene Ontology annotation, cellular component: cytoplasm. Gene Ontology annotation, molecular function: zinc ion binding; metalloaminopeptidase activity; peptide binding. The record is from RefSeq and is a predicted model, not a curated record. Lineage: Eukaryota; Metazoa; Arthropoda; Insecta; Lepidoptera; Nymphalidae. Bases 11 to 2845 code for a protein of 944 amino acids. The transcript is spliced from 15 exons.